Molecule: messenger RNA, 3089 nt
Organism: Trifolium pratense (red clover)
Lineage: Eukaryota; Viridiplantae; Streptophyta; Magnoliopsida; Fabales; Fabaceae
Product: peptide-N(4)-(N-acetyl-beta-glucosaminyl)asparagine amidase
Exons: 18
Coding region: 806-2959 (717 amino acids)
Biological process (GO): protein deglycosylation; protein quality control for misfolded or incompletely synthesized proteins; glycoprotein catabolic process
Cellular component (GO): nucleus; cytosol
Molecular function (GO): peptide-N4-(N-acetyl-beta-glucosaminyl)asparagine amidase activity
Source: RefSeq, a predicted model, not a curated record
GGGGAAAGAUUGAAGCUUUAUAGUUUAUUCUCUUUAGAAAUGGCCACUAGUACUAUACUUAAAGUGUCUAUAUAUUUAAUAUGGUUGAAGAUGAUAAAUUAAUAUGGUAUGAUGAUGUUUGUGGUAAUUAUUGUUGAAGCGGUGGUUAUGAAACGGUUACGGUGGUUAUGAAAAACAAUUAUAACAAUUUCAAGAAAAAUUGCGGUUUUGAUUGGAGCUAGGCUUGGCUUAGGCUCUAAAUACCAUGUUAAAUAUGUUUCCCUCACAUAUUUAUACACUUCACAUCUCGGUAACCUAAGCAAUGUAACUUCACAUUCAACAAUUAUAGUAUUAAUUAAAAGCGAUUAUAAUUUGAUGUUGAAACAUACAAAGAGGGCUGAAGCCUUGCAUGAAGAAGGUGAUUGGAAGAGAUUUUGGAAGGCACAUGCUCCACCAAAAACAAAACACUUGUUACGGAGAAUUUGUAAGGGAUGCUUGUCAACUCGAAUUCGGCUAAAUGAAAAGUUUGUGCUUUGUCCUUUAAUAAACUUUAGUCCCUUUUGUAACUUUUAAAAUAGACUUUUGGUCCCCAAACUUUAGCCCCUUUUGGAAAAAAUGACUUAUUAAUUUUGACAAAGUCAUCGCACAUAUGACAAGUAAGUUGGAUGUCAUGUCAUCAUAUAUCUUGCCACAUGGACAAAUAGUCACAUGCCACAUAAGCAUUGACUUGUCACAAAAAGUCUUGCAUGUAAUUUCGUCGUAAUCUUUUGGUGCCACAUAUUUGUAUUUUCAAUUUUCCAUUAGAACUCACUCUCUCACUCACAAAAUGGUGGGUCGAAGAUUCCAAGUGCUUCACAACGAUUCCAAUUUUGAUCUUGAAUACGAUACCGAUGAUGGCUUCGAAGUUUUUCAAUUCCAGCUUUACUCUCUCACUUCUGUUCCACCCGAUCAACAAAAGAUUUAUGGAGCUGAACCUGAUACCCAAAUUUCAACUGAUUCUGAUCUUGCAACUAUUUCUGAUAAACUUCGACUUGUCUCUAUCGAUGAUGAACCUCCAAAACCCGAAUUAGACUCUGCGCAGUUUUUGCAAUCUGAUGAGGAAUUGGCUAGGCUCUUGCAGGCAGAAGAGGAAGCACUCAUGUUGCAGCAGUAUGUAGCUAGCGAAAAUACUCAAGAAUUCGAGAGUAGAGUACGACCUUAUGUUUCUCAAGUACUCAUGUAUGAAGAUGAAAUACGCCAGGAGGCUGCUCGGAAGUCUGUUCCCGUGGAAGAGCUUGAGGAGAAAGCAUUGGUUUCUUUGGCCAAAGAGGGGAACUUCAAUCCAUCAAAAAUAGAACGCGAUCAUGCUUUCCUGCUACAGCUACUUUUCUGGUUCAAACAAUCCUUCAGAUGGGUGAAUGCACCAUCUUGUCGUGAUUGUGGAAAUGAAACUGUAGACCAGGGUAUGACUGCUCCACUUCCUUCUGAGACGCUUUACGGAGCUUCCAGGGUUGAACAAUAUCGCUGCACCGUUUGCUCCAGACUGACUCGCUUCCCUCGCUAUAAUGAUCCUAAAAAGCUUGUGGAAACAAGAGAGGGCCGCUGUGGAGAAUGGGCCAACUGCUUUACGCUCUAUUGUCGAGCUUUUGGUUAUGAAUCACGUCUGAUCUUGGACUUCACAGACCAUGUUUGGACAGAGUGCUACUCUCAAUUCCUGGGAAGGUGGAUGCAUCUUGACCCAUGUGAAGCAAUCUAUGACAGGCCGUUAUUAUAUGAAAAAGGGUGGAAUAAGAAAUUAAAUUAUGUUAUUGCCUUAGCGAAAGAUGGAGUUUAUGAUGUCACCAAACGAUACACAAGGAAGUGGCACGAGGUCCUAUCUCGACGUACUAUGGUUACAGAGCCUUCUUUAUCCUCUAUACUCACUAAUAUUACAAACGAAACUCGAAGAGGCUUUGCACCACAACUACUUUCAAUUAUUGAAGCACGUGAUAUAGAAGAAAACCAACAAAUUGAGAGGAGUUUGCAUUCUGAAGAUGAUGAGUCUCUCUCAUUACCUGGAAGAAGAAGUGGGAAUGAGCAAUGGCGCAAAUCCAGAGCUGAAAUUGGUUCUGAUAACCUAAGUUCUUCUGCUUGCCCUGUUCGUUUGUGCGUAGAUGAGCAUGUGACUAAGAUUUAUAAUGCAUUUUGUCCUGUACUUCAUCAAUUUAUUGCGGAAGAAGUAACAAAGGCUGAAGCUGUCGAAGUACUUGGGAUUACGAAAAGAAUUCUCUUGGAUCUUUCCAGUUCCCCUUUUAAAUCAAGAAGGGCCUCCAUUGAUUCAGUUCUAAGCAACCUGAAAUUUCAGAAACUUUUGCCGUCUUUUGAUGAUUUACUUGAUGCUCUUUCACUGGAGAAAAAAGUGAAUACAGAUGGGAGGGUUGAAAUUUGUUCAGUUGGUAACCCUGUAGUAACUUCUUUAGCAUUGCCCGUUGUGCUAGAUGCUAUUGAUGACAUGGUUCACAAUCUUAACAAGUGUGAAAACUAUGGGAAAAAUAUGUUUACGUUGCCACUACUGAAGUUAAAUAGAUUACAUUCCGGUUCAGUCGUUGCAAGUGCAGAGGAGUUGCCUUUAGGGAUUGCAACAUCAGCAUUUGAUGGGACUCAAAUAUCAAAAUGGGAAGAACCAAAUGGAGCAAAAGGUUGUUGGAUCGUCUAUAGAACGUUUGAUGACAAGAAGUAUGAGCUUGUGGCAUAUGAAUUGAUGUCAGCCAAUGAUGCCCCAGAAAGGGAUCCGAUGGGCUGGAUUCUUGAAGGGAGCAAUGAUGAGGGGAAUAGCUGGCAAGUUUUGGACAAGCAAACCUCUCAGUUCUUUAAAGACCGUUUCCAACGUAGAACAUACAUGAUCAACUCAGCACAUUCUCCAUCUAAUAUUUUCAGAUUCAGGUUUCUUGCAGUCAAAGAUAUUCAGUCUACUUCCCGACUGCAAAUUGGGAGCAUUGAUCUCUAUGCCAGAACAAUAUGAAAUUUAGAACCUUAAAAGGAAGCAUUACCUGGAAUGAAAAUCAUAGAACUAGAAUGUCCUUGCUGGGGGGUGCAGUUAAACGCAUGCAUCAUAUUAUUGACAAUAGAAUGAAAACAGCUUUAUGGGACCA